Messenger RNA from Hipposideros armiger (great roundleaf bat), 909 nucleotides. Its product is annotated as ADP/ATP translocase 3-like. Gene Ontology annotation, molecular function: ATP:ADP antiporter activity. NCBI's taxonomy places the organism in Eukaryota, Metazoa, Chordata, Mammalia, Chiroptera, Hipposideridae. Gene Ontology annotation, biological process: mitochondrial ADP transmembrane transport; mitochondrial ATP transmembrane transport; negative regulation of mitochondrial outer membrane permeabilization involved in apoptotic signaling pathway. The record is from RefSeq and is a predicted model, not a curated record. The transcript has a single exon. Gene Ontology annotation, cellular component: mitochondrial inner membrane. Bases 1 to 909 code for a protein of 302 amino acids.
AUGAUGGAACAGGCCAUCUCCUUCACCAAGGACUUCCUGGCCGGAGGCAUCGCCAUUGCCAUUUCCAAGAUGGCCAUGGCCUCAAUUGAGCAGAUCAAGCUGCUGCUGCAGGUGCAACAUGCCAGCAAGCAGAUUGCAGCUGACAAGCAGUACAAGGGCUUGGUGGAAUGCAUCAUGGGUAUCCCCAAGGAGAAGGGUGUGCUGUCCUUCUGGAGGGGCAACCAGGCCAAUGUCAUCUGUUACUUUGCCAUGCAAGCUCUCAACUUUGCCUUCAAGGGUAAGUGCAAGCAGGUCUUCCUGGGGUGGGGGUGGGGGUGUGUGGACAAGCACACACAGUUCUGGAGGUAUUUUGUUGGCAUCGUGGCAUCUGGUGGUGUGGCAGGAGCCACCUCACUCUGCUUCAUCUACCUUGUGGAUUUUGCCAGAACACGUCUGGUGGCUAAUGUGGAGAAAUUGGGCACCAAGUGGGAGUAUAAGAGCCUGGGGGACUGUCUGGUGAUGAUCACUAAGUCCGAUGGCCUCUGGGCCCUGUACCAGUGCUUCAACCUGUCCUUGCUGGGUAUAAUCAUCUAUUGGGCCACCUACUUUGGCAUGUAUUACACUGCCAAAGGCAUGCCCCCAGACCCUAAGAACACCCACAUUGUGGUGAGCUGGACGAUUGUCCAGGUGGUGAUUGCCAUGGCUGGCAUAGUGUCUUACCCCUUUGACACCGUUAGGCAGCACAUGAUGACGCAGUUGGGGCACAAAAGAGUGGACAUCAGGUACCAAGGGACCAUGGACUGCAGGUGGAAGAUCUUCAAGGACAAGGGUGGCAAAGCCUUCUUCAAAAGCGCCUGGUCCAACAUCCUCAGGGGCAUGGGCAGCUUUUUAGUACUGGUUCUGUACAACGAGCUGAAGAAGGUCAUCUAG